This is a messenger RNA of Trematosphaeria pertusa, 1325 nucleotides long. RefSeq lists its product as uncharacterized. The record is from RefSeq and is a predicted model, not a curated record. NCBI's taxonomy places the organism in Eukaryota, Fungi, Ascomycota, Dothideomycetes, Pleosporales, Trematosphaeriaceae. The transcript is spliced from 4 exons. Bases 162 to 1088 code for a protein of 308 amino acids.
CCUCUAUUGCUCUCAUCGAAGAUAUAUCAGGCACGUUAGACCCAAGACUUGGACCGCGUUCUCGAGUCUAGGAACUCAGAGACAGGUGUCUGCUGCACGAAUCCUCAGCCUCCUCCUACGUCACAAAUUCUUGUAGCUCAAUUCCAAGCCAUCUCGAAACCAUGGACACAUCCUCCCCGUCAGCAAGCCCUUCCGGCAACUCUCCUCCAGCUACGUGCGCCCCAACACGUGAGCUACGUAACAUCGACCUCACUACUAUGCACGACCAAUCCCAGUCUCCUCUCUUCAGCAAGAUCCCGCCUGAGAUCAGAAAUGAGAUCUUCGACCUCGCGUUGCAGGAGUACAUCGACCCCAACAAGCUCUAUGGGCGGGAGACGUAUUUUUCGCGUCCGGGCUUCGAGGGCCGGAAGCGGGUCGACACCGCGCUGCUAAGGACGUGCAAGAGGGUGUAUGAGGAGACGAGGGCGGUGCCGUUGGGGAAUUUGGAGUUGUGCUUUUAUUUGGGGAACAAGGGACGAGAGCCUCAAGAGUACAUUGAAGUCGGGCCCCCUUCGCAAGAGAUCUCCGUCCACCCAUUCUUCAAGGAGAUGUGGCCGGAGCAGUGCAAGCGCAUCGAUCGCAUCCACGUCUUCGCGCAGAUGUACGCCCUACACCUAGGCCUGAACAAUCUCUUCCAAAACAAGCGGCAGUUCAUCGCGCCAUCUACGAUUACCAUCACGAUCCGCUACACGGAUUGGUGGUGGUGGGAGUACGCGUACCCUAUCUAUCCGAUCCGCUCGGACCGCUUCAUACAUAUUUCCGCCAUAACUUUGCCGAACUGCGUUAACACGAUUGUAGUAGAGUUUGAGACAAGCGAGAAGAAGGAGAAGCAGUUGGAGAAGGUGGUUGGUGAGAUUUUACAGAGGAGGGUCUAUUGGACGUGGAUGAGGAAAGACGGGAGCAAGUUGGCGAUUAAGGAUGCGGAUGAGGAGGUGAGAACGUGGAAGUGGAAUGGGCCUACGAGGUUUGGGGAUGGGGGGCGGUACCCGCAUCAUGGGGAUGGGGAAGUGAUGGGGUAUGUCGUGAAGGUUGUCACUUGGACGGCGUAGAGCCUAUUGGAGCUACAGGGUUGGGGGAGUUAGGAUCAUAGGCCAGAGUGUCUGCUCUUAUUCCAAGGCGAAGUCGAAAGGAGUCUUCCGAAAUAAUCUUUCUUCUCUCCACAGCUAAUGCCUAUCAGAGGAGGUCUUCCAGAUUCUAAACAUGACACCGAAGAUGACAAUGACUGCAUUGUACUCACGGGACUCCGAGAUAGAAUGUCAACCUCCUGCAAUAUCGAUCCCUUCACG